Molecule: messenger RNA, 2885 nt
Organism: Myodes glareolus (Bank vole)
Lineage: Eukaryota; Metazoa; Chordata; Mammalia; Rodentia; Cricetidae
Gene: Clca2
Product: chloride channel accessory 2
Biological process (GO): chloride transport
Cellular component (GO): plasma membrane
Molecular function (GO): intracellularly calcium-gated chloride channel activity
Source: RefSeq, a predicted model, not a curated record
AUGGCCCACAGGAGUAACACAGGACCUGUCUGCAGGCUGAAACUCGUGACUCUUCUAUUUGCCCUAAGUCCAGAGCUACUUCUCCCGGGAGCCGGAGUGAAGCUUCAAGACAAUGGCUACGAUGAAUUGCUUAUUGCGAUUAAUCCUCAGGUACCCGAGAAUCAGAACCUGAUUGCAAACAUUAAGGAGAUGCUAACUGAAGCUUCCUUUUACCUGUUCAAUGCUACCAAGAGAAGAAUGUUUUUCAGAACGAUCCAGAUUUUAAUUCCUGCCACUUGGACAGCUCAUAAUUAUAGCAAAGUCAAACAAGAAUCCUAUGAAAAGGCAAAUGUCCUAGUGACGGAGCAGAAUGGGGUACAUGGGGAUGAUCCAUACACCCUACAGCACAGAGGGUGUGGAAAAGAGGGGAAAUACAUCCAUUUCACUCCGAACUUCCUGCUAAAUGAUGAGCUGAUAGCGGGAUACGGCUCAAGAGGCAGAGUGUUUGUCCAUGAGUGGGCCCAUCUCCGCUGGGGAGUGUUUGAUGAAUAUAGCAAGGAAAAGCCAUUCUACUUGAACGGGCGAAAUGAAAUUCAAGUCACAAGGUGUUCAUCUGGCAUCACUGGGGUGUUUGUAUGUGAAAAGGGCCUUUGUCCCCAUGAAGACUGUAUCAUUAGCAAGCUUUUCAGAGAAGGAUGCACAUUCCUCUACAACAGCACCCAGAAUGCAACUGCAUCAAUAAUGUUCAUGCAAAGUUUGCCUUCUGUGGUUGAAUUCUGCAAUGCGAGCACCCAUAACUAUGAAGCCCCAAACCCACAGAACCAAAAGUGCAGCCUCAGGAGCACUUGGGAUGUAAUCACGGAGUCCUCUGACUUUCAUCACAGCCUCCCCAUGCGCGGGGUUGAGCUUCCACCUCCUCCCACGUUCUCCCUCAUGCAAGCUGGGGACAAAGUCAUCUGCUUAGUGAUGGAUGUGUCCAAGAAGAUGUCAGAGGCGGACAGACUCCUUCGACUGCAGCAAGCAGUCGAGUUGUACUUAAUGCAAGUUGUUGAAGUGCGCACGUUCGUGGGCAUUGUCACCUUUGGCAGCAAAGGAGAAAUCAGAGCCCAGCUACAGCAAAUGAACACUGACGGUGACCGGAGGCGGCUGGUUUCCUAUCUGCCCACCAGUGUGUCCACCGAAGAAGAAGCAAACACCUGCGCAGGCGUUAAAAGAGGCUUCGAGGUGCUUGAGAAGAGGAAUGGGAGAGCCGACGGCUCUGUCAUGAUAUUGGUGACCAGCGGAGCAGAUGAGCACAUCAGCAACUGUCUGCUCAGCGCGGUGGGCAGCGGGGUCACCAUUCACUCCAUUGCCCUGGGUUCCUCUGCUGCCGGUAAACUGGAGGAAUUAUCACAUCUUACAGGAGGGUUAAAGUUCUUCAUUCCAGAUAAAUCUAAUCCCAACAGAAUGACUGAAGCUUUCUGUAGAAUAUCUUCUGGAACGGGAGACAUUUUCCAGCAAAGUUUACAGCUUGAGAGCGUGUAUGAAACUGUGCCACCUCGGCGGCAACAGACGAACUCUGUGACUGUGGAUGGGACCGUGGGCAAUGACACGGUUUUCCAAGUCACGUGGCAGACCAGUGAGCCCCCUGAGAUGGCAGUACUGGAUCCCAGUGGAAGAAAGUAUAACACUAGCGACUUUGUCAUCAACCUGGCCUUUCGGACAGCUAGCCUUCGGGUUCCAGGAACUGCCAAGCAUGGGCACUGGACUUACAUGCUGAACAACACACAUCCUUCUCCUCAAGCCCUGGAAGUGACAGUGGCCUCCCGUGCCUCUAGCCUGGCCAUAUACCCAGCCACUGUGGAAGCCUUUGUGGAAAGAGACAGCACCCAUUUUCCUCAGCCGGUGAUAAUUUACGCGAACGUGAGGAAGGGUCUAUAUCCCAUUCUUAAUGCCACUGUGGUGGCAACAGUGGAGCCAGAGGCUGGAGAUCCCGUUAUGCUACAACUUCUGGAUAACGGAGCAGGUGCUGAUGUUAUAAAAAAUGAUGGAAUUUACUCCAGGUAUUUCUUCUCCUUUCCUGUAAGUGGUAGAUAUAGCUUGACAGUGCGUGUCCGUCACUCUCCCAGCAUCAGCACCCUAGCCCACUCUGUUCCAGGAAGCCAUGCCAUGUAUGUACCAGGUUAUAUAGCAAACGAUAAUAUUCAAAUGAAUGCUCCAAAACAACCAGGACGCAGAGGUGUGGAGGAGCAGUGGGGCUUCAGUAGAGUGAGCGCCGGGGGCUCCUUCUCAGUGCAGGGAGUUCCAGCUGGCCCCCGUCCUGACAUGUUUCCGCCGUGCAAAAUUACUGACCUGGAAGCUGUAAAAGUGGAAGAGGAUGUGACCCUCUCUUGGACGGCUCCUGGAGAAGACUUCGACCAGGGCCGGGUUACAAGCUAUGAGAUAAGAAUGAGUAAAAGUCUACAGAGAAUUCGCGAUGACUUUGACAAGGCCAUUCUAGUGAACACAUCGGAGCUUGCCCCUCAGCAAGCUGGCACCCGGGAGACAUUUACUUUCUCACCCAAGCUUGUCACCAGUGAACUUGAACCUGAAUCUGAUGGAGAAAUGCAGGAAAACCACAUGGUGUAUGUGGCCAUGAGAACAGUGGACCACAACUCCCUGAGGUCAGCUGUGUCCAACAUUGCCCUGGUGAUGCUGUCUACUUCCCCCAGCUCUGCUCCUGUACUGAGCAGAGAUGAUCUGGUACUGAAAGGGGUUUUAAUAGCAGUCGCUUUUAUUGCGAUCAUCUGCCUUGUUAUAGUUGCAGCACACUGGACUUUAAACAGGAGAAAGAGAGCUUUAAAGAAAGACAAUGGACCAAAAUUGCUGUGAGCAAAUGUGCAUAGUUUCUUCCUCACUAGAUAUGAUGCCCGUGGCCUUUACGUUCA